UAGUACAUUGACCAUUGUGGAGUACAUUCACUGCAGCUGCACAGCAUCAGGAUGGCUUUACCUUGCUGCAGCUGGCUGUCCAAUGAAGGAUUAAAGCACCUCUUUCUGUUUUCCUGGCUUUCUCUCAAUGCCUGGCUGUUCUGGAAGACUUUCACACUUUAUUACAGCAGCCCGCAGUACUAUUACUUGCACCAGAUGCUGGGGUUAGGAUUGUGUAUAAGCAGGGCUUCCGCCUCUGUCCUCAACUUGAACUGCAGUUUUGUCCUGUUGCCCAUGUUCCGAACGCUGCUGGCAGCGAUACGUGGUAAGAGAAAGGUUGUAAGUCGGAAAACUAGAAGAUUGCUGGACAAAUACAAAUCAUUCCAUGCUGCUUGUGGCAUUGCAAUAUGUUUGUUUACAGCCUUGCAUGUUGGAGCUCAUGUAAUUAACGCUAUCAACUUUUCUACAAACUACAACAGCGAAUACACUGCGCUUAAUGUGGCGCGGUACAAAAAUGAGGAUCCUAGGAAAAUUAUCUUCACUACUGUUCCUGGAGUGACCGGAGUCCUAAUGGUUCUAAUUUUAUUUCUUAUGUCCACUGCUUCCACAGCAUCCAUAAGAGCUUCAAAUUUCGAUAUCUUCUUGCACACGCACAACCUCUUCUUUAUUUUCUAUGUGCUGCUGCUGGUCCAUGCCUCUGGAGGAGUGCUAAAGUACCAGACUAAUGUACAAGAUCACCCUCCUGGCUGUCUCAGGCUGAACACGAGCACAGCGGAGGAUUAUGGGUCAGUGACUGGAGUCAAUGGAGGAGGAUCACUGAACAUUGUACCAGAAACCACCCCGGGGCUUUUCCACGCACACGAAGAGCUCUUGAUUAACAACACAUGGAAGAUAUGCACCAAAGAGCCAACGUUUCACCCCCAUUUCCCUGAGACUUGGAUGUGGAUUUCAGCUCCCCUGUGCUUGUACUGUACAGAAAGGUUAUACAGAUAUUUCCGUAGCACUAAACCUGUGACCAUUAGUUCCGUUGUUCUUCAUCCAUGUGAUGUCAUUGAAAUCAGGAUGAUAAAAGAUAACUUCAAAGCCAGUCCUGGUCAGUACGUCAUUUUGCACUGUCCCAAAGUGUCUGCACUGGAGAACCAUCCAUUCACGCUGACAAUGUGUCCUACGGAGACAAAAGCGACCUUUGCUGUUCACAUAAAGGUUGUGGGAGACUGGACAGAAAGAUUGUGCAGCCUGCUGACAUCACAGUGGAGUCAAGGUUCAGAAAUCCUUCCAAUUUUUCAGCAGAGGAUAAACCCAAAAAUUUACAUUGAUGGUCCCUUUGGAAGCCCUUCAGAAGAAGCCUUGAACUAUGAGGUUAGCCUCUGUGUUGCUGGAGGCAUUGGUGUCACUCCAUUUGCAUCAAUACUGAACCAGUUACUAGACAGCUGGAGGGAAUACAAGCUGCAAAGACUUUAUUUUAUCUGGAUAUGCAGAGACAUCCAGGCUUUCCUCUGGUUCGCCGAUUUACUGUGCGCGCUACACAAAAAGCUUUGGCAAGAAAACCGUCCUGACUACAUGAACAUCAGGCUGUACCUCAGUGAGGGGGAUGGGAUUCAGAAAAUAAUUGGUGAAAAAUACCAGGCUUUGAACUCCCGUCUUAUUACCGGACGCCCGCGCUGGAAACUUUUGUUUGAUGAGAUAGCCAAAUCUAACAGACAGAAAUCGGUGGGAGUGUUUUGCUGCGGCCCAAAGGGACUCUCCAAGGACCUUCACAAAAUGUGCAAUCGUCCAAACAGUUACGGGACACGUUUUGAAUACAACAAAGAGUCCUUCAGCUGAGAUCAAAUAAACGGCGGGGGGAAGACCAAGUGCAAUUAACACCAACCAAAGAAUCUUAAUCAUUAGAGAGACGCAAAUCACUACGAUUGACUCUUAUCCAUGUUGCAGCUAUUUAAUGAAGGGAUUACUGCCUACAAAACAAUGUUAAUUGUGGCUUGUUCUAUGCACUGUGUUUUUGUAAAAAAUACUUGACAUCCACUGAGAAAAAAGACCUCAUUAUAC
Messenger RNA from Nanorana parkeri, 2025 nucleotides. RefSeq names its product NADPH oxidase 4 (gene NOX4). NCBI's taxonomy places the organism in Eukaryota, Metazoa, Chordata, Amphibia, Anura, Dicroglossidae. Gene Ontology annotation, cellular component: plasma membrane; NADPH oxidase complex. Gene Ontology annotation, molecular function: superoxide-generating NAD(P)H oxidase activity. The record is from RefSeq and is a predicted model, not a curated record. Gene Ontology annotation, biological process: superoxide anion generation; defense response. The coding region runs from base 52 to 1803 and encodes 583 amino acids. The transcript is spliced from 18 exons.